Messenger RNA from Lycium ferocissimum, 1850 nucleotides. Its product is annotated as S-adenosylmethionine decarboxylase proenzyme-like. The record is from RefSeq and is a predicted model, not a curated record. Gene Ontology annotation, molecular function: adenosylmethionine decarboxylase activity. Gene Ontology annotation, biological process: spermine biosynthetic process; spermidine biosynthetic process. The transcript has 3 exons. NCBI's taxonomy places the organism in Eukaryota, Viridiplantae, Streptophyta, Magnoliopsida, Solanales, Solanaceae. Gene Ontology annotation, cellular component: cytosol. The coding region runs from base 419 to 1648 and encodes 409 amino acids.
UCUCUUCAUCACUCAAAUAAUAUUUCCUCUUUGUUGCUUUUUUAGUUAUUUGUCUUUGCCUUCAAAGAAAUACACACAAAGAAAAAGAAAAAAAGAAAGAGAAAAACAAAGAGAGCUUUGUUCUUCAUCUUCAAUCAGAAAAAAUUGCAAGAAAGAUUUGAUGUUGUAAUGGAAACCAAAGGUGGUAAGAAAAAUUCUUCUUCCAGUAGUAUCCAAUACGAAGCUCCUCUCGAUUACAUCAUCGAAGACGUUCGUCCUAACGGUGGCAUCAAAAAAUUCCGAUCUGCUGCUUACUCUAACUGCGUGAGGAAGCCAUCCUGAUACUCUUUUUUUCUAAUUUUCUUGCCUUUUAUUUUCAAUCAAAUUCCAUAAUCCAUUUUCCAAUAAUUCUAGUUCAUUUUUUUUUUUUAUUACUAAAAUGGCUGUUUCUGCAAUUGGGUUUGAGGGCUAUGAAAAAAGGCUAGAAAUCACAUUUACUGAGCCACCUAUGUUCAUUGACCCAUCCGGUUCGGGUCUGCGAGCCUUAACUCGUUCACAACUCGACUCGAUCCUCGAACCAGCUUGUUGCACCAUUGUUUCACAGCUAUGCAACACUGAGUUCGACUCGUAUGUGCUCUCCGAAUCGAGUUUAUUUGUUUAUCCUAUGAAGAUUAUUCUGAAGACUUGUGGUACUACAAAGCUUCUGUUAUCCAUUCCUCAGAUUUUGGAACUCGCUGAGACGCUCUCACUCGGUGUUGACUCGGUGAAGUACUCGCGCGGGACGUUUAUUUUUCAAAAUACACAACUUGCCCCUCAUCGGAGCUUCUCCGAGGAGGUGGCGUUUCUCAACUCGUUCUUUAAGAACGGGAAUGCUUAUGUACUCGGCGAUCUGAAAUCGCCGAGUACCAACUGGCAUGUCUAUGUGGCACAUGUGGGCCCAUGCAAGUUGGCUGAUCCGACGGCUAAGGUUACUUUGGAAAUGUGCAUGACGGGAUUGGAUCGUGAAAAAGCGGCUGUAUUUUUCAAAAAAUCGGGAGACGAUUAUUUGGAGGGGUGUGAAAUGACGAAAAUGUCCAGGAUAUGUGAUAUUAUUCCAAGUCAUGAGAUUUGUGAUUUUGAGUUUGAGCCUUGUGGAUAUUCUAUGAAUGGGAUUGACGGUGCAGCAUACUCUACGGUGCACGUGACACCAGAGGAUGGGUUCAGCUACGCUAGCUAUGAAGCCAUGGGGUUAAACCUUGGGUCCGUUGGGCUUGAGCCGCUGGUCAAGAGGGUGCUGACGUGUUUCGAGCCAGCUGAGUUUAGUGUGGCCAUCACGUGUCUUGGUGGGUCCUAUGAGGACGUACGUGUUGAUGUGGAAGGGUACACAUCUCGCAAUGUGGUGAAGCAGGAUUUUCCAGGUGGCGGGUACAUCAUCUAUCGGUGCUUCACCGUCACGGAAAAAGUGAGCGGGGUCCACACUACUAGCUCCAACCCUAAGGCAGAGAAAGGGAGCGUGGUCCCCACUGCGGCCAACUCCGACCCUAAGAAGAUGGUGCAUUGCUGGAAGGAGGAGGCGGCGAAGUUGCGGCGGCCUUCCGAUGCGUUGGUUCUGUCUAGCAUGACGGGUUCAAUAAUAGGCUUGGGUCAUAACACAACCCGACCAAAUUUGUCAGCUAUGGUUGGGGACUAAUGACAAGGCAUGUUGUAGUUUGUUAAUAUUUUCAUUUUAGUUCAAUCAGGCCCUUGUGUUUUGGAAUAAAUGGACUUCUAGUCCUACCCAAUUAGAUCUAAGUUUCAAUUAGGUCCUGAUAUGAGGCCUAUUGUCUUGUAGCCAAAAGAUGGAAUUAUUGUAUUGACUAUAAUGCAAUGCAGUUUCAGUUCUCGUUGGAUUA